This is a messenger RNA of Podarcis lilfordi (Lilford's wall lizard), 1470 nucleotides long. The record is from the annotation of a GenBank genome assembly. NCBI's taxonomy places the organism in Eukaryota, Metazoa, Chordata, Lepidosauria, Squamata, Lacertidae.
AUGUGCUUUAGUCACAGUGGAAGACUGAGGACACAUCAACGAAUUCACAUAGAGGAGAAACCAUUUAAAUGUACUGACUAUCGAAAGAGCUUCAGGGAAAAUGGAACUCUUAGAAAACAUCAACGAACUCACACAGUGGAUAAACCAUUUGAAUGUAUUGAAUGUGCAAAGUGCUUCAGUCGAAAUGGAAAGCUUAGAAUACACCAACGAACUCACACGGGGGAGAAACCAUUUCAAUGUAUUGAGUGUGGAAAGAGCUUCAGUGAAAGUAGAGCACUAAGAAAACAUCAACGAACUCACACGGGGGAGAAACCAUUUAAAUGUCUAGAAUGUGGAAAGAGCUUCAGUAGAAGUGAACACCUUAGAAUACACCAACGAACUCACACGGGGGAGAAACCAUUUGAAUGUAUUGAAUGUGGAAAGCGCUUCAGUGUAAUUGGAAACCUUAGAAAUCAUCAACGAACUCACACGGGGGAGAAACCUUUUAAAUGUAUUGAAUGUGGAAAGUGCUUCAGUCGAUAUGGAACACUUAGAAUGCACCAACGAACUCACACAGGGGGGAAACCAUUUAAAUGUAUUGAAUGUGGAAAGUGCUUCAGUCAAAAUGGAACACUUAGAUUGCACCAACGAACUCACACGGGGGAGAAACCAUUUGAAUGUAUUGAAUGUGGAAAGAGCUUCAGUGGAAGUGGAGACCUUAGAAGACAUCAACGAACUCACACGGGGGAGAAACCAUUUAAAUGUAUUGAAUGUGGAAAUAGCUUUAGUAGAAAUGAACACCUUAGAAUACACGAAGGAACUCACAUGGGGGAGAAACCAUUUAAAUGUAUUGAAUGUGGAAAGUGCUUCAGUCAAAAUGGAACACUUAGAUUGCACCAACGAACUCACACGGGGGAGAAACCAUUUAAAUGUAUUGAAUGUGGAAAGAGCUUCAGUCGAUAUGGAAGCCUUAGAAGACACCAACGAACUCACAUGGGGGAGAAACCAUUUGAAUGUAUUGAAUGUGGAAAGGGCUUCAGUGGAAGUGGAGACCUUAGAAGACAUCAACGAACUCACACGGGGGAGAAACCAUUUAAAUGUAUUGAAUGUGGAAAGCGCUUUAGUCAAUAUGUACACCUUAGAAAACAUCAACGAACUCACACGGGGGAGAAACCAUUUAAAUGUAUUGAAUGUGGAAAGUGCUUCAGUCAAAAUGGAAGACUUAGAUUGCACCAACGAACUCACACGGGGGAGAAACCAUUUGAAUGUAUUGAAUGUGGAAAGCGCUUUAGUCAAUAUGUACACCUUAGAAAACAUCAACGAACUCACACGGGGGAGAAACCAUUUAAAUGUAUUGAAUGUGGAAAGUGCUUCAGUCAAAAUGGAACACUUAGAUUGCACCAACGAACUCACACGGGGGAGAAACCAUUUAAAUGUAUUGAAUGUGGAAAGUGCUUCUGUCAAAAUGGAACACUUAGAUUACACCAAUGA